Aspergillus oryzae RIB40 is the source of this 984-nucleotide messenger RNA. RefSeq lists its product as uncharacterized. The record is from RefSeq and is a predicted model, not a curated record. Lineage: Eukaryota; Fungi; Ascomycota; Eurotiomycetes; Eurotiales; Aspergillaceae. Gene Ontology annotation, cellular component: cell septum; cell periphery. Gene Ontology annotation, molecular function: chitin synthase activity. The coding region runs from base 1 to 984 and encodes 327 amino acids. The transcript has 4 exons.
AUGACAUGGUUCUCCCUCGCAUCCUACUGGCUGACCAAUUCUGUCAUUAUGGAUAUUGUUGGGACACCAAGCGCAACAAACAAGAACAAGGGCUGGCCAUUUGGGAAUGACGCGACUCCUGUCGUUAACAACUUCGUCAAGAUCUCUUAUCUUGUCUUCCUCAUGCUCCAGUACAUCCUUGCUCUUGGUAAUCGACCGAAGGGAUCGAAAGUUGCAUACACACUAUCCUUCAUCUACUUCUCCAUCGUCCAACUCUACAUCCUCGUUCUCUCAUUUUAUCUUGUCGCCCAGGCAUUCAGCGGCGGGAAUCUGGACCUCAAUUUAGACGACGGGGUCGCAGGUUUCAUCGGAUCGUUUUUCACUUCCACCAGCGGACUCGUGCUGAUCGCAUUAGUUUCAACAUACGGGAUAUAUUUCCUAUCCAGCAUUCUAUACCUUGACCCAUGGCACAUGCUCACGUCCUCAUGGGCCUAUUUUCUAGGAAUGCCCUCCUCGAUCAACGUCUUGAUGGUCUACGCCUUCUGCAACUGGCACGACGUAUCAUGGGGUACCAAGGGAUCCGACCAAGCAGGCUCACUCCCAUCAGCUCAGACCAAAAAGGCCGAUGCAAAGACAAACUUCGUCGAAGAGCUUGACAAACCUCAAGCAGAUAUCGAUACUCAAUUUGAGUUCACAGUCAAACGAGCUCUUUCCCCAUGGCAUCCACCCGAGGAGAAGGAAGACGCCAACUUAGACGAUUCGUAUAAACGCUUUCGGACGAAUCUCGUGUUACUAUGGGUUUUGAGUAACUCGUUCCUGGCACUUUGUAUCAACAAUGAAGGCAUUAGGAAUCUUUGCUUGACGGUCGUACGGCCUGGUAUUUUAAGAUUAUUCUCUGGGUUACUUCUGCGCUGUCGGUUUUCCGGUUUAUCGGGGCUUUGUGGUUUUUGGGCAAGACUGGGGUGUUGUGUUGUUUUUCGAGGCGUUGAUUUGAAUUUUGAGUAG